GAUUUUGGAUAAGAAUGAACUUUGCCUGUAACGUUAGCUGUUUUGUAUCCAAACACAUUGUGCAUCAAUAGGAGUGCUGCACAUGCUCAGUCGAGCCUGUCUGGUGUUUUGUUGUAUCAACAGGAAGCACUCCUUCUGCCUCGUCCUCUCUCCUCCAGGAGCAUGCCCUCUGAGCCUCCUCCCAGCUCUCAGGACAUGCUGACAGGACAGAGGCUGUGUCAAUCCAAAUCCCACCAGGACUCUGUCCUCUCUGCCCUUAAUCAGCAGCGCAAGGACGGACUGCUCUGCGAUGUCACCCUGGUCGCCGGGGAACAGAAGUUCCAUGCUCACAAGGCGGUCCUGGCAGCCUGCAGCGAUUACUUCCGGGCUAUGUUCAGUCUGUGUAUGGUGGAGAGUGAGGCAGAUGAGGUAACUCUCCAGGGUGUGACUAGCGUCGGACUGAAGCACGCACUGGACUUCGCCUACACAGGCCAGAUCAUGCUGGAGCCAGGAGUGAUACAAGACGUCCUGUCUGCUGGAAGCCACCUUCAGCUGCUGGAACUGCUCAGCCUCUGUUCCCACUAUCUCAUUCAGGAGCUGAACAGUUUUAACUACCUGGACCUGUACAGGCUGGCAGACCUCUUCCACUUGCCGGCCCUGGAGGAAGCAGUGGUGGGCUUUCUGGUGGAUCACCUCUCUGAGCUGCAGAAGAACAGGCAAGAGGAAGUGCUGCUCCUACCUUACCGGCUCCUCAGGGAAGUGCUAAAAAGCGACCGCCUCACCUCCCUCAGUGAGGAGGAGAUAUGGCAGUUAUUGGUGCGUUGGCUGGAGCAUGACUGCAGAUACCAGUACAUGGAGGAACUGCUGCAAAACGUGCGCUACGGCCUAAUGGAGGUCUCCGCCCUGCACCGUGUGGCCAGUAGCCACCCUCUCCUCAACUCCAGCAGCACCGUCGCCGCCCUGGUGGAGGAGGCAUUGGACUACCAUCACUCUGUAUUUGCACAGCCUUUACGUCAGACGUCCCGCACCACCCCACGCUUUCAGUCACUAACAUUAUAUAUCAUCGGCGGGCGCAAACGGGAGGUCAGCCGUGUGCGGGAGUUGCGGUUCUUCAACCCCGCCGCGCAGGAGCACACGCGUGUUGCCGGGGGUUCGAACUGGAGUGAAUUAGCACCCAUGCCUGCUGGACGGAGUCACCACUGUGUGGCUGUCAUGGGCAACUUCCUGUUCGUGUCUGGCGGAGAGGUGGAACACGCCACUGGAAGGACGUGCGCGGUGAGGACGGCGUGCCGGUACGAUCCAAGGGUGAACCGCUGGACUGAUAUUGCACCAAUGAAGGCGUGCAGGGAGCACUUUGUGCUGGGAGCUCUGGGACAGUAUCUCUAUGCCGUCGGGGGGAGGAAUGAACUGAGGCAGGUUCUGCCCAGCGUGGAGCGCUACUGCCCCAAGAGGAACAAGUGGACCUACGUGCAACCUUUCGACCGUUCGCUGUCCUGUCAUGCAGGAUGCGUGGCUGACGGGCUGCUCUGGGUCUCAGGUGGUGUCACUAACACAGCUCAGUACCAGAAUCGACUGAUGGUGUAUGACCCAGGACAGAAUCAAUGGCUAGCGCGCAGUCCCAUGUUGCAGAGGAGGGUGUACCACGUGAUGGCGGCAGUCAAAAGGCAGCUAUAUGUGCUUGGGGGGAACGAUCUAGACUACAACAAUGACCGCAUCCUGGUUAGACACAUCGACUCUUACGACAUGGACAUGGACCAGUGGACACGCUGCACCUUCAGUCUCCUCACAGGCCAAAAUGAGGCAGGAGUGUCUGUCCAUGAUGACAGAAUCUAUGUGGUUGGUGGAUAUUCCAUCUGGACAAAUGAACCCCUUGCUUGCAUUCAGGUGCUAGAUGUGAGCACCAAGGGUAAAGAGGAGGUUUUUUAUGGGCCAACGCUCCCAUUCGCUUCGAAUGGAGUGGCGACAUGUUUCUUGCCUGCACCGUACUUUACCUGCCCCAACCUGCAGACCCUACAAGUGCCACAUCACAGGAUAGGGGCUCUCUAACCUAGGAUAUUACCACAAACACACUGAACCAGUGGAAUCAUGUAAGAGCCUAUUCUACUCCCACAAAUUGUGACGGGUGGAUGGAGUGGAGUCAUCGUUGAUCAUACAUUGAUCAUGUUGAGCCAGUAUGAAGUGUUCUGAUGGAUGUGGAAACAUUCAAAAAGAAGUUCAAGAGUUUUUUUAUUGUCAAGCUUGACUGACGUUCAUGCAUUUCUGAACUGGAUAUGCACCAUGCUAAUCCAGUUUAACAAGCAGUGUGUAAAUCUGUCUGAAUGAUUUAGAGACACUUUAUGACCCAGUCCAAAAUGGUACACUUGUAGACUGUAGGUUGUCCAAUUUGUCGUUUUAACACUCUUUUACUCAACAAUCCAUGCAGAAUUAGAACAAGGGAAAAAUGCAAGGGCGGGAUUUGGGACAGGGCCGAAGUGUAAGGGACCUGUUUUCAUAGAUUCUAGAAUUCAAUCCACUCCCCACUCUGACCUUAAUGUUCUGGAACUCUAUAAUGUUGAAAUCAGCCAAACGUCAGUUUCCAUUCCAUGUAAUUUCUCAGCCUGUGACAAACUGUACUUUCUAUCAAAACUCAGGAUGAAGAAGACCGUAUUGUUUACUGAAUGUGCAUGACCACAGCUGACGACAAAUACACACACAGCAUCUUCACAAUCUGCGUCAGCAGUGGCAUCUUGCCUGUUCUCCAUCCUACCACCAAAUACUGCCCAUUCCAUAAGAAAACAUGUAAGGGCACACUUUUUUUACAUAAUGUAUCUAAUAAAUUUAUGCAGUUGUGCAAUAAUGAUUAAACUGGUGAUUUGUUUAA
Messenger RNA from Rhinichthys klamathensis goyatoka, 2839 nucleotides. It is a transcript of the gene klhl32, whose product is annotated as kelch-like family member 32. The transcript is spliced from 11 exons. Gene Ontology annotation, molecular function: protein binding. The record is from RefSeq and is a predicted model, not a curated record. NCBI's taxonomy places the organism in Eukaryota, Metazoa, Chordata, Actinopteri, Cypriniformes, Leuciscidae. The coding region runs from base 163 to 2025 and encodes 620 amino acids.